Carassius auratus (goldfish) is the source of this 1901-nucleotide messenger RNA. It is a transcript of the gene lrrc58b, whose product is annotated as leucine rich repeat containing 58b. NCBI's taxonomy places the organism in Eukaryota, Metazoa, Chordata, Actinopteri, Cypriniformes, Cyprinidae. The transcript is spliced from 4 exons. Gene Ontology annotation, molecular function: protein binding. Gene Ontology annotation, cellular component: cytoplasm. Bases 213 to 1268 code for a protein of 351 amino acids. The record is from RefSeq and is a predicted model, not a curated record.
AACUCCUGUGGAGCCCCUAAACAUGAAUGUUAAAUUGUGAACUCUUGAUAGACGGACCGUCUUUGAUAAUGACUAUAACGUGUAAAUGCUGAGUUAUUAAGGUUACACAUGGAAGAUCGGGACGCUUGGCGUUGGCAGUAAUUCGGACAUAUUGUUGGGAAACAGCUUGAACCAAAAAAAAUUUAUUUUAUUUACCGUUAUCGUCUAUUAAAAUGGAGGGUUUUGAAGGAGCCAGCAGCAGCGAGAGUGUUUUAGAUCUGUCCCGUUUGAAUCUGAACAAUAAUAGUUUGGACACGGUCAGCGAAAAACGACGGAAAGACACGAAGCAACUGUACCUGUGUUACAACCGGAUGACUUUUUUACCCGAGUCCAUCUCUUUAUUCUCGAACCUGGAGUUUCUCGACAUCAGUAACAACACGCUGUCGGUCAUCUGCGAGGACAUCACCCGACUGACCAAACUCAAAACCCUCAUAGCCAAGAACAAUCGUUUGAAUGAGUUCUCUCUGCCCAAGCACUUUGGCUCUCUGCAGCUGGAAGUGUUGAAUCUGAGUGGGAACCGGUUUGAGGAGAUGCCGAGCCAGUGUCUGCAGCUGCUGCGGCUCCAGUCUCUGUCUCUGGGAGGAAACAGACUGAAGAGCAUCCCAGCUGAAAUCGAGAGUCUCGCCAGCUUAGAGCUGCUGUAUCUGGGCGGUAACCAGAUCUCCUCCAUCCCUGCCGAACUAGCUAACUUACCCUGCCUCAGUUACCUAGUUCUGUGUGAUAACCGCAUCCAGAGCGUCCCACCUCAACUCAACCGGCUCCAUUCCCUGCGCUCUCUUAGUCUGCAUAAUAACCUGCUGACGUAUCUUCCGAGAGAGAUCCUGAGCCUGGUGCACCUUCAGGAGCUCAGUCUCAGAGGCAAUCCUUUGGUGGUACGCUUCAUCAAGGACAUGACCUACGACCCCCCGUCACUGCUGGAGAUGGCUGGCCGAACCGUCAAAAGCAAGAACCUCCCAUACUCCCAUAAAGACCUCCCGAGCCAUCUCGUCAACUACCUAGACAUGGCCAGCAAGUGCCCCAACCCCAAAUGUGCAGGUGUUUACUUUGACUCAUGCGUGCGUCACAUCAAGUUUGUGGAUUUCUGCGGGAAGUAUCGCCUGCCCUUGAUGCACUACCUGUGCUCCCCAGAAUGCACCUCUCCCUGCAGCUCCAACCCUCAGAGCGACGCUGACUCAGACGAAGACAACAGCGUGCCUGCCGAUCGCCUUCAAAGAGUGCUGCUGGGAUAACCUCGCUCACCCCGCACACGUCGUCUCCUCUCUCUCACUUACAGUGUUAUCUGCAGGAACUUUGAACUUUACAGCCAGCUGGCUUGAAAACCUCUCAGCUGAAGCCAAAUCUUAUUGCCAAGUGAUUGAGCAAGUGGCAUUCUGGGAAAGACAUCUGCAGAUAGUUUCUCUGACAAAGGCAAAAUCAAAAACACUGGUGGUUCAGAGUAGUUGUUAGUUAUAUUAACUAUGUGGCCUUGGUCAUCAAUCUGUUUAGCUCUUGCACUUUUGUAAUAUGUUAGAAGACGCAGUUUAGGUACAUGCAUAUCUUUUGCUUAGUAGUAGGUUGUUUUGUCUCUCACAGCAGAGCACUAACAUAAUUUUUUCACAUUACGCACAAAGAUUUACUGUGAAAUAAACAGAGAGAACACUUGCUUUUUGGGUUUGGGAGAGAUUUAAGAAAAAAGUUUUCGUCAUGUUUGUAACUGCUAGCCUGCAGCACUGUAAAACAGUGCUACAUCUUCAAAAACGUGCUUGUGUCUGCAAAAUAUCUUGAUUAAGCCUUUGGGUUAGUACUGAAUUUACAUACACUUUGUGGUUGCAUUCAAAAACCGGGGGAAGCAUCUAAAAUCUUGAGAUAAACAGUGACAAAGG